GUCUUGGUCUUUCCAUUAUGAUGGGAAGCACAGUCGGCUUGGCAAACGGCUUGGAGUUAUGUGUUUGACUUUCAGGGAGUGACGACACCGUUAUGUCAGAUCAAAUUUGAUCCAGGGAACACCAUGAUGGUCAAGUUUAUAAAGUUAGUGCGCCGGCCCUAAAGAUUCAUGGGUGUUUCACCAAUGUCCGUGAGUAGUAAAAGCAUAUGUUAAGGGGGUGUAGUAGUUAUUUUGUUUCCAUUUGUCCUAGCUGGGUAAUGGAGGCCAAAUUGAAAAGGGUUACAUGGAGGCAGCAAGCCUAACUUGCAUUCUCCCAGAAUGACAAAGUGAGCUAUUUCAGAAUUCUUAGCCAUGUAAAGAAUGAUUUACCCGGUGUAAAAAUGAUCACUCUUUGUGUUCUGGACCAACUGGACUCUUGGUUGUUCUUCAGAGCUGUCGACAAAAAGUCAAAUUGUCUAAACCCAAAUGUGUCGAGGACAAUGGUAAAACACUGUAAUAUGCAUUUUGUUUCACUUAAAUUUGUGGUCCUCCUUUUGGUUGGUGGUUUUUAAUGCAUGUUCAUUUAAUUAUUUUUAAUAAUAUUCAAUAAAGAAUGAACUUUCAAAGUUGUUCACCCUUUGUUUGCUUGGAGCUACCAGGGAUAUCUGUUCUUAAUUUAGAUCAGGUAUUGGAUUACCUGGCAGACUCUUAACACAAGAAUAUCUUGUGAUCUUUUUGGCAUUUUAUAUAAUGUUGUGUGAAAGCAGUGUUUUUCCAACCUUUCCAACCCAUCAGAUCUGAGGGUAGAUGUUAGACAAGGUCAGGAAACAGAUCAUGACGCAGGUCAUUUGUCCCUUGCUGUGUAUAUUGCACUUUAUGAUGACUAUAAAGGGUUCUGAAUCAUGCGGAUAUGCACCAGCUUGUGAUAAAAAUGCAUCUAAAACAAAAGGGCUCUGUGUUCUAUUUCCAGGGAACUGACCCUGUUCUCUAUUACCUUAAAUGUUUGGGUGACAUAAAUAUGUAAUUUGUAGUCUAGUAUAUAAUGCCAUUGUCAUGUCAAUUAACUCAACAAGUCUUUCCAGACAUGAGUCCUUGGUUGCCAAUUUUGUUACCUUGUUCUUGGUCUCAUGGCCUAUCUUCAGUUUUGUAUGCCUAUUUGUUAGCAACUGCCAUGCGCAGCAAGUGGUGUGUAGAUUGUCAAGGAAUCUGACAGGGGCAUAGAGUCCAAACCCUGCCAUCAUGCUGAGUCACAAGUAAUUGUCAAGUUAACCAUUAAUUCACACUGUUUAAAGUGUUUCACUGACAAAGCCUCUUGUGUGAUUUUUGUGGUGGAGUCAGUGCUUGCAUCAUCAUGGCAGACUUUGGGGAGAUUCUCGAGGCUAUUGGAGACUUCGGUCUUUUUCAAAAACUCAUCCUGUUUGGCCUCUGCUUCCCAAACACCCUGCUUCCAUUCCACCUCACCAGUCUGAUAUUUAAUCAAGGCAAUGAGGGACAGCGCUGUAACACUGACUGGAUUUUAACAGUGGGCCCUGACUUGACUCUGGAGGAGCAGCUGAAUCUGACCGUACCCAGGCAGCAGGAUGGGUCAUUCAGCACCUGUCACAUGUUCACCCCUGUGGACUGGGACCUUUCGGCCAUUAGAGAGAAUGGCCUUAAUGAGACCACCACCUGCAUCAAUGGUUAUGUGCAUGACCUCUCUGUCUACAAGUCCACGAUAGUCUCUGAUUUUGAUCUAGUCUGUGAUAAGGCAAAUUUAGUUGGCCUAGCACAGACAGUGUUCAUGGCUGGUAUUCUGGUUGGGUCACUCUUGUUUGGACCCUUCGCUGAAUCAAUUGGACGACAGCGGGCCACACAGGUACCCGUCGUUAUCAUGGCCAUUUUCACUCUUGUGACCGGCUUCUCACCCAAUCUCUAUUUUUACAUGGUAUCUCAGUUCAUAGUAGGAGUUUCCUAUGGAGGAUUCCGUGUUAACUGCAUUGUCCUAGCGACUGAAUGGAUUGGAAAGAACAAGCGUGCCUAUGCCUCUUGUUUGACACAAAUACUGGCUGGUGUUGGCCAGUGCAUUCAAGCUGGUAUAGUGUAUUUCAAUCGGGACUGGAGAAUUGCCCAGUUUAUCAUGGGAUCACCUAUUGUAUUGGUGGCUGUUUAUAUCUGGUUCAUCCCUGAAUCGGCCAGGUGGUUGUUGGAUCGGGGGAAAACUGAGCAAGCCAGACAGUUAGUUCUAAAGGCAGCCGCAAUCAACAAACGCACAAUACCUGACAGACUGUUAGAGAAGCUCAAAGAGGGGAAGGCAGUGGAGAGAGGUGGCAUCAGAGCACUCUUGGCCUCCUCAGUCCUGAAGAAGUACUUCUUUAGUAUUUUGGUUGGAUGGUGUGCACUGAACCUGGCAUACUACUGCCUGUCACUGAACGUUGGGAAAUAUGGCCUGAACAUAUUUCUCACUCAGUUCGUAUUUGGGAUAACAGAGGUGCCCGCUCACAUCAUCUGCAUUUGGUUGCUGGAGGCGGUGGGGAGGAAGGCCUCCCUCAUAGCCACCCUGCUGGUGGGAGGCUUCAUCUGUCUGCUCACACUCAUUGUUCCACAAGAUGAGGCUAUUGCUGUUACUGCCCUUGCUACAGUUGGGAGAUUUCUCAUGAAUGGGGCUGGGACUGUGUGCAAUAUUUAUGUCCAGGAGCUUUUCCCCACCUCUAUCAGACAAACUGCCACAGGCUUGGGUGCCACGGCCACGCGGGUGGUGGGAAUGCUGGCUCCUGUGGUGAACCUGCUGGCGAUCUACCACUGGACCAUCCCCACACUGGUGUUCAGCAGCUUUGCUCUAGCCGGAGGGGCCCUGGGCUUCCUGCUGCCAGAGACGAGACGCAUUGAACUGCCCGACUCCACCGAAGAGGCCGAGGGGAAGAGGAACAUGAAGGUUAUGAAGACGAUAGAAGCUCCGAACAUGGUGGAUGGUUCCCAAAACUGCAUAGCCACAAAACUUUAAUUCUUGAUUUUGCCUUUGCCUUUGUAAAAACUCCCUAGUCUCUGAAUUUAAUUGAUUUACUGAACUUCAUGUGUGCAAUGGUGCAUUUAAACUGUUCAUAUUACAUUUGACAUUAUUUUGUUUACAUUAAAGCAACAUCAAAGAA
Messenger RNA from Alosa sapidissima (American shad), 3104 nucleotides. It is a transcript of the gene slc22a13a, whose product is annotated as solute carrier family 22 member 13a. Gene Ontology annotation, molecular function: transmembrane transporter activity. Gene Ontology annotation, cellular component: membrane. NCBI's taxonomy places the organism in Eukaryota, Metazoa, Chordata, Actinopteri, Clupeiformes, Clupeidae. The record is from RefSeq and is a predicted model, not a curated record. The transcript is spliced from 10 exons. The coding region runs from base 1331 to 2959 and encodes 542 amino acids. Gene Ontology annotation, biological process: transmembrane transport.